AUGAUUGAAGCCCAGGCGAAGGAAAAACUGGAGGAAUUCAUGGCUACAAUCCCAGCUAAACCAGCGCCCUUAACUCGACAGAGAGUGAAGUGGAAACCACCUGAUGCCGGAUGCUUCAAAAUAAACUUCGACGACGCAAUUUUCAAGCAGGAAAAUAUGAGCGGGAUUAGGGUGGUUAUUCGUGAUCACACAGGGGCUGUUAUGGCCUCUCUUGCUCAAGCGGUUGCACCUGCUCUGCAGCCUAUUGAGAUUGAAGCAGUAGCUGCUGCUUGGGCACUGGAGUUUGGUGAGGAAAUAGGUAUAACAGAGGCUGUCCUUGAAGGUGACUCAGAGCAGCUUAUAAACUCAUUCAAAGGUGGACACUCAAUUGCUUCAGUGGAGCCUUUGAUUCAUGAUGCCACGGUUUUCUCUAGUCAUUAUGCAAAAUUGCUAUACUCUCAUUGUAGAAGAGAUGGCAAUAGAUUAGCACAUAGUCUAGCAAGAUAUUCUAUAAAUGUCUCAAGCUAUGUAGUUUGGAUGGAGGGAGUUCCCGAACCAUUAUUCAAUAUUGUUCAACAAGAUGUAGCCAAUUUGGAAAGAUAG
Messenger RNA from Quercus lobata, 582 nucleotides. RefSeq lists its product as uncharacterized. The coding region runs from base 1 to 582 and encodes 193 amino acids. The transcript has a single exon. The record is from RefSeq and is a predicted model, not a curated record. Gene Ontology annotation, molecular function: nucleic acid binding; RNA-DNA hybrid ribonuclease activity. NCBI's taxonomy places the organism in Eukaryota, Viridiplantae, Streptophyta, Magnoliopsida, Fagales, Fagaceae.